UGCACUAUGCUCCGCCAUCCAGUGGGGUAAUCGUCUUCCUCUUUGGAGAGAACUUCGCCUGCCUGCCUAUGCAUUGGAUUUGAUUAUAUUUGUGUUUCGGUCCUCGGUAUGGACUCUCAAAAAGAGGCCUUACAGAGAAUAAUAACCACGUUGGCCAAUAAAAAUGAGGAGCUCCAUAACUUUAUGGAAACACUUAGUCACUCUCUGGCUGGUGUCCAGGUGAACUCCCCACAGGCAGUGUCUGACCUGGAGGAGGAGUUUGACAGGUUAUUCACCAUCCUGGUUGAGAUGAAGGAGAGUAUGAUCAACACCAUCAAACAGGAAGGGGCCAAGAAGACACAGGAACUACAGCAUCAACUGACACAGAGCGGCAGUGCCUUGAAGAGUGCAGUGGAGCUGCUGGAGUUUGCUAACAAUGCUCUGGAUAUUAAAGACGAGGAUGAGUUCACUAAGGCUGCCAAGCAGAUCAAAGAUAGGGUAACAAUGGCACCAGCCUUCAGACUGACCAUGAAGCCCAAGGCCACAGACAACAUGGACCAUCUCAUGGUGGACUUCAACCAGGAACGGCAACUCCUCCAGAACCUCAAGUUUCUGCCUGUCCCUCGAGCCCCAGAGAUGGAGGUAGGGGACUGUCUGGUGUUAGACAACACGGUGUCCGUAGCCUGGAAGAUGCCAGUGGAGGACAGCAAGAUAGACCACUACAUACUGGAGUACAGAAAGACCGACCACGAAGGGCUGCCACGCAUCAAAGACGAACGGUGCUGGGAGGUGGUGGACAACAUCAAGACCACAGAAUACUCACUGUCCGGUUUAAAGUUUGACUCGAAGUUCAUGAACUUCCGGGUACGAGCUUGCAACAAGGCAGCAGCUGGAGAAUACUCUGAUCCGGUUACCCUGGAAACCAGAGCGUUUAACUUCGGUUUCGACUCGUCGUCGUCCCAUCUGAACCUGAAGGUAGAGGACAGGAGUGUGGAGUGGGACCCCCAGGGAGGCAAGGGGCUGGAGAGCAAGGUCAAGGGCAAGGAGAACAAGGGCAGCGCUCAUCUUACCAAUCUGAAGAACAUGUCAAGAAGUGGAACUCCGUCUCCCAAGAGGACGUCAACGACACGGUCGCCUGCCAUCAGAGGAGGCAGAGACCGGUUCACUGGAGAGUCCUACACCGUGCUAGGUGAUACCAGUAUGGACUGUGGUCAACACUACUGGGAGGUGAAAGCCCUUAAAGACUGUAAGUCCUACAGUGUUGGAGUCUCCUACAGGAACCUGGGAAAGUUUGACCAGCUGGGUAAGACCAACACUACCUGGUGUAUCCACAUCAACAACUGGCUGCAGCCCUCCUUCGCUGCCAAGCACAACAACAAGGCCAAGAGCCUGGACGGCACCGCGCCUGGACGCAUCGGGGUCUUCUGUGACCUGGACUCAGGACAACUGUCCUUCUACAACGCUGAAACCAAGCAGUUGAUCCACACGUUCAAGGCUAAGUUUAGCCAACCUGUAGUACCAGCCUUCAUGGUUUGGUGCGGAGGACUGAGCCUCAGUACAGGCAUGCAAGUCCCCAGUGCAGUCAAGAGUUUCCAGAAGGCCGAGAACGGCCUGGGAGGAUCCAACAGCAGCCUCAACAGCAUGGCCCAGUAGCCCACACACUCACGGGCUACAUCUGGAACAGCACCCUAUUCUCUACUCAGUGCACUACUGUUGCUCUAUGCGGGCUCUAGUCAAACUAUAUAGGGGAUAGGGUUCCGUAGGGCUCUGGUCUAAAGUAGUGCACUAUAUAGGGAAUAGGUUUCCAUAGGGCUCUGGUCUAAAGUAGUGCACUAUAUAGGGAAUAGGGUUCCAUUUCGGACGCAACCAAUGAUGAACUGAACUCGCUCCUGCUUUCUGUGCAAGUACAACCCCUUCCUGUUUCUGAUCUGUCAGUCAACCCGAGCUGCCCGCUUCAGAUGCACUGCGAGACAUGAGAAACACUGAGCAUUGGAGGAACAAAACCAGCCUCGCCUUCACUCCUCUCGCAGUUUAACCAAGCCGCUCCAGACCCUAAGAGGGUAUCAUCACGCAUCAGGCUCUCUAACUGUUCCUGGAGAGCUACUGUCUUGUAGGUUUCCACUGACCCUAACCUAGCACACAUGAUUCUAAUAAUAAUAAUAGCUGAUUGAUAUAGCUGAAUCAUGGGUUGGAGCAAACCUACAGGGGGGGGGGGGGGUAGCUCUUCAGGAACAACCAAUAACCCAGCUGCAGCAUUAAGGGUUAGUGGAACCCUCUUUACCAUGUUCCAAAUCGCUUAGGGUUCGAAUAUUUAAAUUAAGAUUCUCAUUCUAGAUCAGGAAUGCUAGACGUUUAAUCAGGGAAUAGAUGAGGGCACUUGUCUCCUUUUUGUUUUAGUUAGAAUGCUGAGUUUUUAGAUCAUUCUGUCUCUCUCUGAAGUGUGACUGUCUGUUUUAUGGCAUGCCGAGAGAACCUACCUGAUUACUUAACAGCUCCGAUAUUGACUCGUAUAUUUCUGUGUGUGUGUGUGUGUGUGUGUGUGUGUGUGUGUGUGUGUGUGUGUGUGUGUGUGUGUGUGUGUGUGUGUGUGUGUGUGUGUGUGUGUGUGUGUGUGUGUGUGACUAUUGCAGUCAUGUCAGUGAAUGGAUUAUAACUCCUCCCUCUCUCGUAGAGGCGUCGUUUUCGUUUGAACCCUCAGUCUCUUCACUACUGAACAAUAUCUUGUCUGAACUAAACUGCAGGUUUGCACACAAUACAGUACCUGAAGUAGGGUUGACUGAACUUAAGUGAUGGAGAACUGUUGCACAGGGAAUGAUACCAUAUGAUUUAGUUCUGUUUUCUUCUCAUGCUUACAUGUCCUGUGCAUCAGGCUCAGUGUGACCCUGUGUAGGCUUCCCAAAUCACACCCUAUUCCCUAUAUAGUGCACUACUUUUGACCAGGGCCCCUAUGACGAUCCCUGGUCAUGCACUAAGGCCCUAUGGGGCCUGGGCAAAAGUAGUGCCCUAUAUAGGGGAUAGGGUGCCAUUUGGGAAGCAGUCUUGGAACCUAGACGUCAAGAGUGUGUUGAUCUGUGUCUGUACGUCAUUGAGAAGUGUGUUCCUAUUCAUACCUUAUGGCACCUUAUUCCCUUUUAUAGUGCACUAAUGCCCUAAAUAGGGAAUAGAUGAGUGCACUAGUGCCCUAAAUAGGGAAUAGAUGAGUGCACUAGUGCCCUAAAUGGGGAAUAGGGUGCUUUUAGGACCCUCCUAUUACUGUACCUUUUUAAAGCGUUCAGAGGUUCAUCUCAUGAUAUGGCUCACAAACAGCAGUCCUUAAAAAUGAGGUACCUUUUUUUUUUAAAAGGGUGAUAGACAUCAGAUAUACACUGAGAGUGCAAAACAUUAAGAACACCCCUUUUUGCCCUCAGAACAACCUCCAUUUGUGGGGGCAACAAGAUGUUAAAAACGUUCCACAGGGAUACUGGUCCAUGUUGACUCUACAAGGUGUCUAAAGCGUUCCACAGGGAUGCUGGUCCAUGUUGACUCUACAAGGUGUCUAAAGCGUUCCACAGGGAUGCUGGUCCAUGUUGACUCCAAUGCUUCCCACAGUUGAGUCAAGUUGGCUGGAUGUCCUUUGGGUGGUGGACCGUUGAUACAUGCGGGAAACUGUUGAGUGUGGAAAAACCCAGCAGCUUUGCAGUUCUUGACACACUCAAACCGGUGUGCCUGGAACCUACUACCAUACCCCGUUCAAAGGCACUUAAAUAUUUUGUCUUGCCCAUUCACCCUCUGAAUGGCACACAUACUCUAUCCAUGUCAUCUACACUGAUUUGAAGUGGAUUUAACAAGUGACAUCAAUAAGGGAUCAUAGCUUUCACCUGGUCAGUCAUGGAAAGAGCAGGUGUUCCUAAUGUUUCGUCCACUGUGUCUACAUGAUUAUAUUGAUACAUAAGGUCAUCAUCAGUUAGAAUGAGAUGUCUGUCAUAUUGUGUCAAAACCACCAAAGAUUAUGUUUAGUGAGGGGAAAUUGAUAUGGGAAUACUUUAUAUUCUGCCACCUGGUGUCUGGAUGAUGUCACUACAAUAAAUCAGGACGAGAUCCUAAAGCCAGACACAUCUCUCUCUGACCACUACAGCCAGACACUUCUCUCUCUGACCACUACAGCCAGACACUUCUCUCUCUGACCACUGCACACAAUACCUUUCUUGAUACAUUUACUUAGUUUGGGAUUUUGUUUUGAAAUAAUAAUUUUAUUUGACAUAAUUUAUGCAUAUCAGUGGUCUCAAUGCUGAAUAUGUCACAUUUACCUGGAUUAUUAGAGAGCGACUGAUUCAAACUAAAUAACGGACCCUUUUGUGCAUCAAUAUCAUGUUGUGUAUACUGGUCGAACUCUUUUCAAUGUUUGGUUAUUUCAUUUUCUACCAUGUUUUCCAUGCUGCUGUUCUGUUCUGUGUUGGGCCGUUAGAGGGAGAAGGACAUCUCCGCUUGUCUUCAUGUGGGCCAACCUUUUCAGUUAUACUGUAUUCACAUUGUUUUGUGAAAUUUGACUGCAAACAUGUGACUCUUUAGAUAUGUUCACCUCUCCAUUGAAACACCAAAUAAACUGUUUUCACCCCUGGAAACCUGGAAAAAAA
Oncorhynchus kisutch (coho salmon) is the source of this 4592-nucleotide messenger RNA. RefSeq names its product FSD1-like protein. Lineage: Eukaryota; Metazoa; Chordata; Actinopteri; Salmoniformes; Salmonidae. Bases 109 to 1632 code for a protein of 507 amino acids. Gene Ontology annotation, molecular function: protein binding. The transcript is spliced from 14 exons. The record is from RefSeq and is a predicted model, not a curated record.